Ceutorhynchus assimilis (cabbage seed weevil) is the source of this 801-nucleotide messenger RNA. Lineage: Eukaryota; Metazoa; Arthropoda; Insecta; Coleoptera; Curculionidae. The record is from the annotation of a GenBank genome assembly.
AUGCACGUAACUGCUCAACUGAAACACUGCGGCUACAAAUUUGAACAUAUCAGCUACAAUCGAGAGGCUUACGCGUCGGGUAGACUUGCAAGAGAACUCAAGGAAAAUGUCAAAUAUCACCAAUGCGUCUUAUUGUAUGCCAAACGAAUCUUCUUAGUUUUCCGUGCAGUAGUUUCAGCUUACAUAGCGAUGACUUCAUUUGCCAUGGCUGUAAUAGCUUACCAAAUAGUCCAAGCUGAUAGAGUUCAAGACAGUUUGAGGUACACCAUGUUGCUUUUAGGAUGGGGAUCAUUAUUUUUCCUGGUGUGUCUCCAAGCGCAAAAAGUGCAAGAUGAGUCUGUGGCAAUAUCAAACUCGAUCUACAACAGCGGAUGGGCUGAUGACUUUUUUGACUCAGACAUUAGGAGGAGCAUUAUAAUAACCAUGCGUAGAGCUCAAAAACCGGUUCAUUUGAAGAUCUCCUGUUUGGGGAUCAUUUCAUUGUCAAGGUUUAUCACGAUUCUAAAAAGUGCUUAUUCGUUUUUUGCCCUUUUGGUGACCCUUACAGAGAGGACCGAAACCCCACGUGCAACAUAAGAGAUUCAACUGUUGAAAUAUAUUAAAAUAGUUAUUAGUUUAAGCACUUUAGUAUAGUAUAUCUGAAUAUUAUAAUAGAAUUUUAUUUGUUAUAAGUUCCAACAAAUUUUCUUGCCCUCCAACUGUCCUUAUUUGUAUAUUAUGUAGCUUAUUUUGUAUUGUUUUGUUGUUGAAGUGUGAACCAAGAGUCUAUUGACAAAAAUCACCUUAAUUGGAUGUUUGUCA